GUGUUUUUCUUCUGUUCUGCGUUCUUCUGCACAUUUCAUUUAUCAAAAAACAGUCUUUUUAUUUUAUUUUAUUAUAUCAUUUACAUUUUAUUUUAUUUGAGAAGCAAGUUAAUAUUUUGUUGAAAUACGAUAGAAAGGUGAUCAUCGAUUAUGUUUUAUAUGGUGUAAUCUUGCUGUUCACUUUCUGAAAGAAAAAUGGUCAAAAGAGUGAAAAAAUAUCAAGCAGGAGAGGGUGCUCGUUUCAUCACCAGGAAAGCUGCUCUAAACAAACUCCAGCUCACUCUACGCGAUUUUCGAACAUUAUGUAUUAUCAAAGGUGUAUACCCACGAGAGCCCAAACAUAGACGAAGAGCUCAGCAAGGAAAAACUGGUAUCCAAACUCUAUAUUUGAAGAAAGACGUUCAAUUUUUACUUCAUGAACCGUUAGUAUGGAAACUACGGGAGUUGAAAGUUCAUCUUCGCAGAAUCAAAAGAGCGAAAUCCAUGAAGGAUUACAGUAUGGCGAAACGGUACGGCAACACGAUCCCUCUGUUGGAUAUGGAUCAAAUAAUUAAAGAACGAUAUCCGACGUUCAUCGACGCUCUACGUGACAUGGACGAUUGCUUAACGGUGUGCUUCAUGUUUGCGGCGAUGCCUAAACGAAAAGCUAUCCCGCCGCAUUUGAUUGAUUUUUGUCGCCGGCUCACCAUUGAAUUCAUGCAUGUCGUAAUUGCUGCUCGUGCAUUGCGUUAUGUGUUUGUUUCGAUAAAAGGCAUAUAUUAUCAAGUUGAGCUGAGAGGUCAGGUGAUUACCUGGAUUGUACCUCACAAUUUCAGUUUUCAGCCUGCCACCAACGAUGAAGUGGAUUUCCGAACAAUGGCGACAUUUGCCGAAUUAUAUACAGCUUUACUUGGUUUCGUCAAUUUCAGAUUGUAUCAUCUUUUAAAUUUACAUUACCCGCCUCAAUUGCAGGGAUAUUCAACUGAAGAACUUGAGUACGAAACAGUUGAUGAUAGAGUCAGCUUAUCAGAUAGAGUAUGUGCAUUAAAUCUCCCAUUGAAACGUACUGGUGUAGCUUCUGAGGAAACCGAGGAUAUGGAAUUAGAUCAGUUUCCAAUGUCAGAAGACGCUGAACAAGCCGAUAAAACCCGCGAAGAAUACGAAAAAGUGAAAAAUUUGAAGAAAUUGUUCGAAGGGUUAAAGGUGUUUUUGAGUCGUGAAGUUCCCAGAGAAACUUUAGUUUUUGUUCUACGUUGUUUCGGUGCCCAAGUUUCUUGGGAAGAAACUUCAUUCCCUAAUGGACAUCUUUUUUCCGAAAAUGACGAGUCCAUUACUCAUCAAAUCGUUGACCGACCUAAAAUGAAUAAACAAUUUAUUUCUAGAUAUUACGUUCAACCACAAUGGGUUUUCGAUUCCAUUAAUGCCAGACAGCUUUUACCAGUGGAGAAAUAUUUCAUCGGUGCUGUAUUACCUCCUCAUUUAUCACCGUUCUCUCAAGAUUAUAGAACUCAUAGAUAUGUACCGCCAGAAGAGAGGGCUCUUAAUGAUCCUACUUUUGUACUGAACAAAGAUAAACCUACAAAUGAAGAAGAUUUAUCCGACGACGAAUUGCCUAGCAAUGUUGAAGAUAUGAUUGACAACGACUACGAUGAGAAUGAUGAAGAGAAAGAAAACGACGAAGAAUUAGACAAACUCAAAAAUAUGAAGGUUAAAGCUGGAGAAACAUAUAGGCAUAAUAAAAAUAAGGAACGUAAAGAUAUCAAGCAAAUGUUAUUAUUGAAAGAGAAGAUGAUCAGAAAGAAAUACAGAAAUUUGUAUAAAAGUAUGAAGCAAUCUCGAAUCGUUCGACAAAAAGAAAUAAAAUUAUUAAAAUAUAAACGCAGAUUAAAUGAGAGAAAAGAAUUGCAAGAAAAAAAAGCUUUAUUAAAAGCAAAACGAGUUGGAGCUGCAUUGUUAAGUUGAAUAUAUUAAGUUGUGAAAUUUUUGUUAUUAAACUGAAUACAUAUUUUAAACGUGUAA
Planococcus citri (citrus mealybug) is the source of this 1998-nucleotide messenger RNA. RefSeq names its product pescadillo homolog. The coding region runs from base 196 to 1941 and encodes 581 amino acids. Gene Ontology annotation, cellular component: PeBoW complex; nucleolus. Gene Ontology annotation, molecular function: RNA binding. The record is from RefSeq and is a predicted model, not a curated record. The transcript is spliced from 10 exons. Gene Ontology annotation, biological process: maturation of LSU-rRNA from tricistronic rRNA transcript (SSU-rRNA, 5.8S rRNA, LSU-rRNA); ribosome biogenesis. Lineage: Eukaryota; Metazoa; Arthropoda; Insecta; Hemiptera; Pseudococcidae.